Molecule: messenger RNA, 24961 nt
Organism: Coregonus sp. 'balchen'
Lineage: Eukaryota; Metazoa; Chordata; Actinopteri; Salmoniformes; Salmonidae
Source: the annotation of a GenBank genome assembly
UAUCAACCUGAAGUUACUCAGACAGACAAGUCUGCUCAGGAAUGGAUGUGUGCUUCACCUCGCUUGCGGAAUUCAUAUUUUGAUGAUACUUUCAAGGGAGACAAGGAAGAGAGGUAGGUAUUCUUCAUAUUCUCAACUGCUUCUGCAUUUUUUAUAUUCUUCAAAUAUUCCUGUUCAUAUUUUGAUGAUAUUUAUCAGGGGAAUCAAGGAGGAGAGGUUGGUAUUAAUCAUUCUGUAUUCUCAACUCAUUCUGAAUUAUAUUCAGUGUAACUGCUUCUGCACUUUUUAUAUUCAUCAAGAAUAUAUGUUAUAUUCGUAGAGAUCAUAUCAUUAUAGUUCUGGGCGAUUUCGUGGGAAGGUCAACUUGAGCAUAUACAAAUAAAGUUAGUCAUUUCCAAAAAGAAACCACGUUCAUAAUUUAUCCUUAAGGUCUAUAUGUGGGUGUUCAGUCUAUAUUUGAAACGUUUAAGUAGUUAAUUGCAUGAAUUUUGACCAUUAUUAGCUAGGUUUCCAUCCAAUUGCCGACAGAUUUUCAUGCGAAUAUGCAUAAAAACUAUAUGCGCAUUAGGCUGUGCAGAUAAAAGGCUGUGCGUUAUGACAUAGUGCACAUAAAAAUACCUUUUACGUUAACCCCCCCCCCCCCAAAAAAAAACAAAAAAAACAACAACAACAACAACAACAACAACAACAACUAGUUAAAUGGGUUGAUGGUUUUCUCACAAAAAACGUUGCAUUAUAGGCCUUUAUACAAUGGGUGGUUCUAAUCCUGAAUGCUGAUUGGUUAAAACCGCAUUCCAGCCGGUGUCUAUUCCACAAGUUACCACUGGCUAAAUCUAUGACAUUAAAAUGCCUAUUUACUCUGUUCUAUCUGACUGCGCAAUCCGCUGUCUCAUCAGCCCAACCAGGCAAUUUAUAAAGUUGAUCUCCCCUAAAAAAGCAGUGUUUGGAGGAGCCUAACAACACCCGUGCCAAUAUAUCCUCCAAACACCAGCUUCUCGGGCAUUAUCACUUAAAUAGCGUGUGCCCACUCCGGUAUUGGCACUGCGCUCUCGCCAACAGCUCACAGAUACAGAGCUGGUUGGAUAGCCUACAUGAUGAGGUUAUUAUGGACAAAAGAGCUAGACUAUUUUUAUUUGUCAAACGGCAGCCAAGCAUCGAUGAUCAUGUCAGCAGAAUAAGACCCUCGAUAUUUAUUGGAAAGGAGCAUCAAGCUCAUCACCUUGCACUUUCACCACCCUGUUAAAUUCCUCAUAACUUAUUUCAUCUGUAGCCUAAUAAUCUGCGUGCUUUCCCGACGAGUCGUAGCGGGAGGACCACACAACAUGUCAUCGCGUGACUCCACGUUUCUUCGAUAUGAUGGUUAUUAUAUCAAUAUUUGCGCAUAAAAGCGUUUCCACCGACAUUUCUCGCAUAAUUCCUUUUACCGACACAAAAAGAUCCCACCUUGUCUAGCGUAUUUUGUUUUGUCGACAUUUGUCAAAUUUACCAACACAUUUUCUGUUUCAAUAAGGCCUGUGGUGAAAUUUUUUAUCCGACGUACUUUACUUGCAUAUAAAGGCUGUUUGGAAACCCAACGGGAAACCUGGUUAGUGAGUAGGAUGCCAAGUCUCAAAAAAGGCUUUUCAGACAAUCAUAUUUCAUGGCUUUUAGAAAGGGCCCACAGAGCUUGUUUUUCCACUCACAUCUGGCCCGGAGUAUUAGUUAUGAAGAUGAGAUGUUAAUGAAGCAAUACAAACCAGAUUGAAGUGUCUUGAGUCUUGUAAUAAUAGGGGAGGGGAUUAUGUUUUUUAGAUAAUGUUGUUGUAAAACCUUACAUCGAAUCCUCUUGAAACUUUCUCUGUAAACCCAACUUUCAACAAGGUUUUAUAUGGUCUAUAAUUGGUUUCUCUCUUUUCAUUGUCGGGAUCAUUUUUCAGUGUUAUGAUAUCCGUAAAAUCCAUAACGUUUGCGGAUGUGAUGGAUAUUGAUGCAUCAUAUCUUAGCUUCAGAUAUCUUGAAAAUUAUGUGUUCUAUAUUUAAGAUUCUCUUAGACAAUAUAUACAUGCUGAAAUGCGUUACCCAUACAUGGGCAUGGCAGUCCUAUUUAUUAACAAUAGGCUAUGUGAAUAGUCCUGUAGUGUCUUUUUCGAAUUAAAUCCCCCCCAAAAUAUACUGACUUCAUUCAGUGUCCAGAAAUGUGAAUUAAGCACAUGUAUGCUGUCUCAUUUACAUAUUUUGUUACAAUAUUUCAGAUUUUUUUUUCAAUUUGACAUGUUUAAGGAGAUAAAGGGUGUGGUGCCCGGCCUUGUAUACUAUCCAGGCCUCGUGUAACUGCAAUCCUAAAGUAUUAUUCAUUCUACUGACCUUUUUAAAAACAUUCUGAUUGACAACAAAUAUGUUAUGAUAGAUUUUGAUCAAGAAAUCUUUAAGAUUUUAAUGUCUAUUUCAGACUCCAUAACAUCCAUAAUGGUCGUUUUUCAGCUCUAAAGUAAUGAUGGAAAUGACAGUCUUUCAAAAUGAUAGUUUUUCAGCUGUUCAGCUGUGUUCAGCUAAGCCUUUCCUUCGAAAUGACAAUCCAUGUUUUGACCUAAGACUUAUAAACUCACAUACUCAUUAAAAGCUUGUCCAUUUCAUGUAACAUCCAUAACGUUUCUUAUUACCUUUAUUUCUCCAACAUGCCAAUAUUUAGAAAUCCACUUUUUGGGGGGUAUACAGGGUAUCCCAGUGGAAGCUGGUGGGAGAAGCUAUAAGAGGGCGGACUCAUUGUAAUGUCUGGAACGGAGUUCAUGGAACGGUAUCAAACACAUCAAACAUAUGGAGCCGUACUCCUAUAGCUCCUCCCACCAGCCUCCACUGGUAUACACUCACCCCAAGGGGUACUAUAGACACACACAUCAAAAGUUUAAUUCUGUGAGACAUUACAUUUGUGAUUUUGCAUACAAAAUGUAAUGUCCAUAAUGCUGGAAUCGCCCUUCUAUUUAAUUCUGUGGGGAUAUUAACCUACAUUUGAAUGACUGGAACAUUGGACAGUAGGACAUCUUAGCUACCCACUGUGCCUUUAUUAACCCUGUGAAUAACAAUUCAUUCCAUUUCAUGAUUAGGUCCAGAUUGAUAUCUGGCCUGGUCAUAAAUGGCCCUUCAUAUUUUGAGAUGUUUAUUGCGUGUGUGUGUGUGUGUGUGUGUGUGUGUGUGUGUGUGUGUGUGUGUGUGUGUGUGCGUGUGUUACUUUAUUUAUUAAAUUUAUCACCAGUGAAAACAACUCCCGAGUGAACAUGGGUUUAUCCAAGUAUUGACAGUCCCACUGGCCAUUUUUUUGUUGUGAUGGAAUGUAAAUUACUUCCAGCUGUGUUUGUGCUGUACACCAACUGCCAUUUCUCUCUCUGUCUCCAUCUGAAGGUUACAACAUGAAGACUUUCAUUCUUUUAUAUUUUCUAGGACUAACUUGCAAGAAGGUUGGUCAAGAUUUCAGCUAUAUGUUUGUAGCAGACCAAAUACUUAAUUACAAACUUGAAAAUGGGCCCUAUUCCAUAAUAAUUGUAUAAUGUAUCUUUGUUUUAUUUUGUGGUUUGUUCCUGUUGAACAUAUGUACUUGAGUAAUAAUGUGAUGUGUUUUUGUUGCUGUUGCUCAGGUCUCCGCAAUGGGUAAGUUAAUUUAAAUGUUUCCCUAUUUUGAAGAUGAUGUCUACCUCCCAAAUGGCACCCUUACGGUGCACUACCCUAGCCCUAUUCCCUUUAGUGCACUACUUUCAGCCAGAGAUGGCUGCAGGUAGCCUCCUACAGCUUGUCAGAUCAGUCUGGUUGUAGGAGGCUAUGCUCCAAGUGCCAUAAUCUAUAGUCUGGAAGCGAUCCAGAAAUGAAGGUGCCACUAGGGUUGUUGGGGUCAAUUCCAUUUCAACUCAGUUAAUUCAGGAAGCAUUGACUGAAUAGAAAUUAAAUUGACCCCAACCCUGCCAUAUAGCUAACAUAGGAAUGUGACAGGGUUCCAUUAUCAUGACGUAGUGCUGUUGAUAGAGGUAUGGGUAAACAGUGAGCAUCUGCCAGUUUAUCAUUUGCAUGCCCGCUCUUAAUCUGAAUUCCUUGUACAGUACUUCCUUUAUGACCGGAAAACUUUACAUAAACUUUACAUCAUCUAGUUUUAAAGUAUGUUUUGCAUGUUUCAGACAACUCAACAAAAGUCUACUAUAUGGAACUGAGAACCGAGAAGUCCAUACCGGACAACUAUAUAUCUGAUAUACUCAACAAUUUUAAAAUUGACAAUCCCGUGAGUGUUGACACCUUUAAAAUUACAACAGGUAAAUAUGUACGCAAUAUUGUAGCUGGUUUACUAAUGCAGUAUCAAAUACUCUAACUUGGGAAACAUUAGUAAACUUACAGUAAAUACACACACAAGUCUAACCCAGUGUCCAUUCAGUAUAGGCCUAUAUGAAUCAAACUCUAUAUGUGCCUACAUAAUGUGUUCCCUUAAUUUUCUAUUUAUUUCCAUUUUAUUUAUUUUGGGGUAAAUACAGCUAAAAUUAUGUAUUGAAAUUAUUUCAACAGAUUGUGUCCCUCUUGAAAACCAAACUCAGUGCACUUGCGAGCUAGGGCAUAUCUGGAGUGAAGCAGUGUGUCAGUCUUCACCUAACUGUUGUCAACAAAAAAACUGCACAUUUAAAAACCUAAACACAAAACCAAUGUGUCUCCCUGAAACAAGAGGUAUUGUGUGAGUGUGUGUGUGUGUGUGUGUGUGUGUGUGUGUGUGUGUGUGUAUAAUCCAUGUGUAAAUAAUCAAACAUACCAGUCCGUCAACUUGUUUGCAUUUUCCAUAAGCCAGUUCAAAAACAGAAUGCAAAAUGGCCCAGUACACAUGGGAAAUAAUGAUCUCUGUUAUUCACAGUUACUGUCGACGGAUUACUUACCAUACCUGGAGAGGUAUAUUAUGAGAGUCUCAGCAAUCCACAAUCUGCUGAAUAUAUGGCAUUGUAUAACAAAUUAUUGCCACAGGUAUGUGUCAAAUUUACUGUAAAUAUAAACAAAUAAAUAAAUAAAUAAAUAAAUAAAUAUAAAUAUAUAUGUUUAAGAUGUGGUCGAGGACUUCCAAAAAUUCUCUUUUUUUUUAAACAACAUAGAACCCAAAUGCAAAAAAAGAGAAAAAUCCAACCUUUUAUUUAAGUACAUUACUUUGGUGGUAAAAAAAAAAUCACACAUUUAGAAAAAGAAAAACUUGAAAUCAUGUGUCCCACAAUUAUUGGCACCCCUAACAAUUCAGCUGAAAUUUUUAAUUGAUUUUUAAAAAAAUAUAUUUUUCUGUAGUUGCUAAACUUGGUCAGGGUAUCUAGGAACUUUUAAUAUGUAAUUCAUGACUUCCUGUUUCCCUGGGGUAUAAAUAUGACGUGACACAGAGGCCUAAUUCUCUUACCCAUUUGUCAACAUGGCAAAGACAAGAGAACACACCAUUCAAGUAAGGCAGAUUUGUGUCGACCUUCAUAAGUCAGGCAAUGGCUACAAGAAAAUAGCCACUCGCCUUAACUUGCCCGUAUCUACAGUCAGAGGAAUCAUUAAGAAGUUUAAAACAACUGGAACAGUGACAAACAAGGCUGGAAGAGGUCCCAAGUUUAUCUUGCCACAACGCACAGUGAGGAGGAUGGUAAGAGAAGUAAAAAAAAGUCCUAAGCUCACUGUCACAGAAUUGCAUCAAAUAGUGGCAUCUUGGGGUCACAAAGUCUCCAAAACAACCAUCAGACGCUCUCUACAUGCCAACAAGCUGUUUGGGAGGCAUGCAAGGAAAAAGCCUUUUCUCACUAACACUCACAAACCUAAACGUCUGGAGUUUGCUAAGCGGCACUGGGACUUCAACUGGGAUCGUGUGCUUUGGUCAGAUGAGACUAAGAUUGAGCUUUUUGGCAACAAACACUCUAAGUGGGUCUGGCGUAAAACAAAAGAUGAGUAUGCCGAAAAGCACCUCAUGCCCACCGUGAAGUAUGGUGGAGGAUCUGUGAUGCUGUGGGCCUGUUUCUCUUCCAAAGGCCCUGGGAACCUUGUUAGGGUGCAUGGCAUUUUGAACGCUUUGAACUACCAGGACAUUUUAAAUAAAAACCUGAUGGCCUCUGCCAGAAAGCUGAAGAUGGGUCGUCAUUGGGUCUUUCAGCAGGAUAAUGAUCCAAAACAUGUGGCAAAAUCUACACAAAAAUGGUUCAGCAGUCACAAACUCAAGGUCCUCCCAUGGCCAUCUCAGUCCCCAGACCUCAACCCAAUCGAAAACCUGUGGGGCGAGCUAAAGAGGAGAGUGCAUAAGAGAGGACCCAGGACACUGGAUGAUCUAGAAAGAUUGUGCAAAGAAGAAUGGUCAAAGAUCCCUCUCUCUGUGUUCUCCAAUCUUGUGAAAUGUUAUAAGAGGAGAUGAAGUGCUGUCUUGUUGGCAAAAGGGGGUUGUACAAAGUAUUAACAUCAGGGGUGCCAAUCAUUGUGGGACACAUGAUUUCAAGUUUUUUUUUUUUCUAAAUGUGUGAUUUUUUUUUUACACCAAAGUAAUGUACUUAAAUAAAAGGUUGGAUUUUUCUCUUUUUUUGCAUUUGGGUUCUAUGUUGUUUUUAAAAAAAUGAGAAUUUUUGGAAGUCCUCGACCACAUCUUAAACAGGGGUGCCAAUAAUAGUGGAGGGCACUGUAUAUAUAUAUAUAUAUAUAUAUAUAUAUAUAUAUAUACACACACACAGUGGGGGAAAAAAGUGUUUAGUCAGCCACCAAUUGUGCAAGUUCUCCCACUUAAAAAGAUGAGAGAGGCCUGUAAUUUUCAUCAUAGGUACACGUCAACUAUGACAGACAAAUUGAGAAGAAAAAAAAUCCAGAAAAUCACAUUGUAGGAUUUUUAAUGAAUUUUUUGCAAAUUAUGGUGGAAAAUAAGUAUUUGGUCACCUACAAACAAGCAAGAUUUCUGGCUCUCACAGACCUGUAACUUCUUCUUUAAGAGGCUCCUCUGUCCUCCACUCGUUACCUGUAUUAAUGGCACCUGUUUGAACUUGUUAUCAGUAUAAAAGACACCUGUCCACAACCUCAAACAGUCACACUCCAAACUCCACUAUGGCCAAGACCAAAGAGCUGUCAAAGGACACCAGAAACAAAAUUGUAGACCUGCACCAGGCUGGGAAGACUGAAUCUGCAAUAGGUAAGCAGCUUGGUUUGAAGAAAUCAACUGUGGGAGCAAUUAUUAGGAAAUGGAAGACAUACAAGACCACUGAUAAUCUCCCUCGAUCUGGGGCUCCACGCAAGAUCUCACCCCGUGGGGUCAAAAUGAUUACAAGAACGGUGAGCAAAAAUCCCAGAACCACACGUGGGGACCUAGUGAAUGACCUGCAGAGAGCUCGGACCAAAGUAACAAAGCCUACCAUCAGUAACACACUACGCCGCCAGGGACUCAAAUCCUGCAGUGCCAGACGUGUCCCCCUGCUUAAGCCAGUACAUGUCCAGGCCCGUCUGAAGUUUGCUAGAGUGCAUUUGGAUGAUCCAGAAGAGGAUUGGGAGAAUGUCAUAUGGUCAGAUGAAACCAAAAUAGAACUUUUUGGUAAAAACUCAACUCGUCGUGUUUGGAGGACAAAGAAUGCUGAGUUGCAUCCAAAGAACACAUUUUUACAUUACAUUUACGUCAUUUAGCAGACACUCUUAUCCAGAGCGACUUACAAAUUGGUGCAUUCACCCUAUAGCCAGUGGGAUAACCACUUUACAAAUCUUGAAGGAUUACUUUAUCCUAUCCCAGGUAUUCCUUAAAGAGGUGGGGUUUCAAAUGUCUCCGGAAGGUGGUGAGUGACUCCGCUGUCCUGGCGUCGUGAGGGAGCUUGUUCCACCAUUGGGGUGCCAGAGCAGCGAACAGUUUUGACUGGGCUGAGCGGGAAUUAUGCUUCCGCAGAGGAAGGGGAGCCAGCAGGCCAGAGGUGGAUGAUCGCAAUGCCCUCGUUUGGGUGUAGGGACUGAUCAGAGCCUGAAGGUACGGAGGUGCCGUUCCCCUCACAGCUCCAUAGGCAAGCACCAUGGUCUUGUAACAGAUGCGAGCUUCAACUGGAAGCCAGUGGAGUGUGCGGAGGAGCGGGGUGACGUGAGAGAACUUGGGAAGGUUGAACACCAGACGGGCUGCGGCAUUCUGGAUGAGUUGUAGGGGUUUAAUGGCACAGGCAGGGAGCCCAGCCAACAGCGAGUUGCAGUAAUCCAGACGGGAGAUGACAAGUGCCUGGAUUAGGACCUGUGCCGCUUCCUGUGUAAGGCAGGGUCGUACUCUCCGAAUGUUGUAGACCAUGAACCUGCAGGAUCGGGUCACCGCCUUGAUGUUAGCGGAGAACGACAGGGUGUUGUCCAGGGUUACGCCAAGGCUGUUCGCACUCUGGGAGGAGGACACAACGGAGUUGUCAACCGUGAUGGCGAGAUCAUGGAACGGGCAGUCCUUCCCCGGGAGGAAGAGCAGCUCCGUCUUGCCAGGGUUCAGCUUGAGGUGGUGAUCCGUCAUCCAUACUGAUAUGUCUGCCAGACAUGCAGAGAUGCGAUUCGCCACCUGGUUAUCAGAAGGGGGAAAGGAGAAGAUUAGUUGUGUAUCGUCAGCGUAGCAAUGAUAGGAGAGGCCAUGUGAGGAUAUGACAGAGCCAAGUGACUUGGUGUAUAGGGAGAAUAGGAGAGGGCCUAGAACUGAGCCCUGGGGACACCAGUGGUGAGAGCACGUGGUGCGGAGACAGCUUCUCGCCACGCCACUUGGUAGGAGCGACCGGUCAGGUAGGACGCAAUCCAGGAGUGAGCCGCGCCGGAGAUGCCCAGCUCGGAGAGGGUGGAGAGGAGGAUCUGAUGGUUCACAGUAUCAAAGGCAGCAGACAGGUCUAGAAGGACAAGAGCAGAGGAGAGAGAGUUAGCUUUAGCAGUGCGGAGAGCCUCCGUGACACAGAGAAGAGCAGUCUCAGUUGAAUGACCAGUCCUGAAACCUGACUGGUUUGGAUCAAGAAGGUCAUUCUGAGAGAGAUAGCACCAUACCUACUGUGAAGCAUGGGGGUGGAAACAUCAUGCUUUGGGGCUGUUUUUCUGCAAAGGGACCAGGACGACUGAUCCGUGUAAAGGAAAGAAUGAAUGGGGCCAUGUAUCGUGAGAUUUUGAGUGAAAAACUUAUUCCAUCAGCAAGGGCAUUGAAGAUGAAACGUGGCUGGGUCUUUCAGCAUGACAAUGAUCCCAAAUACACCGCCCGGGCAACGAAGGAGUGGCUUCGUAAGAAGCAUUUCAAGGUCCUGGAGUGGCCUAGCCAGUCUCCAGAUCUCAACCCCAUAGAAAAUCUUUGGAGGGAAACAUCACUGCUCUAGAGGAGAUCUGCAUGGAGGAAUGGGCCAAAAUACCAGCAACAGUGUGUGAAAACCUUGUGAAGACUUACAGAAAACGUUUGACCUGUGUCAUUGCCAACAAAGGGUAUAUAACAAAGUAUUGAGAAACUUUUGUUAUUGACCAAAUACUUAUUUUCCACCAUAAUUUGCAAAUAAAUUCAUUAAAAAUCCUACAAUGUGAUUUUCUGGGGGGAAAAAAUUCUCAUUUUGUCUGUCAUAGUUGACAUGUACCUAUGAUGAAAAUUACAGGCCUCUCUCAUCUUUUUAAGUGGGAGAACUUGCACAAUUGGUGGCUGACUAAAUACUUUUUUCCCCCACUGUAUAUAUAUAUAUGGGAAUGGGUUACAACAAGGUUAACCAAAGUUCGAUUUUAAGGUUGUUAUUUUAUUGGUGAAAAGACACAGAAUGAAGAGGAACUAUAAUUUAGAGGGUGAUAUAUUAUUUAGAUGGUUGUAUAUGGUAUUUGCAAGAAUAUAUGUUGACAAUAUACACUUCAAAGAUCUAUGUGCAUGACCAUUAUCAUUUAAAAAAAAAUAUAUGCAAUCCCUUUUUUUCUUCUUCCUUUUAGAUGAAAGCGUUGUACAGUACAUUAAAUUCGUUUGACAACAUACGCAUCACAGGGUUCAGGUAAUUCAGCUUGUUUACAUUCUAUGUUAUAUUUUGUGUGGGAUUGACAUACAGUAGAGCUGAUCUUGUCCCAUGUUUUUGCUUUAAGUCGUGGUAGUGUCAUCGUUCAUUUUGAAUUGACCUUCAACAACAUUUCAGCUGACGACCUUGCAAUCAAAACAGCAGAAUUGCAAAAAACACUCAAUGCUACGUUCACGCUAGAGACAACAGGUAUGUCUAUCUAAAUCAGGGGCUAGCUACAUCGGGGGCUAGCUACAUCGGGGGGCCGUAUGUAUCAAGCAUCUCAGAUUAGGAGUGCUGAUCUAGGAUCAGUUUGGCCUUUUAGAUCACAAUGGCUGUGUUUACACAGGCAGCCAGUUCUGACCUUUUUUCCCCAAAUUGCCCAAUUAUUGGCAAAAGAGCUAAUCUGAUUGAUCAAAUGAAACCAAUUAGUGGCAAAAUAUCAGAAUUGGUCUGACUGUAUAAACACAGUCAAUUAAUAAUAUUACAUGGACAAGGGGACCUGAUCCCGGAUCAGCAUGCCUACUCUGAGACACUUGAUACAGUGCAUUUGGAAAGUAUUCAGACCACUUCACUUUUUCCACAUUUUGUUACGUUACAGCCUUAUUCUAAAAGGGAUUCAAUUGUUUUUCCUCCCUCAUCAAUCUACACACAAUACCCCAUAAUGACAAAGCAAAAACAGGUUUUUAGAAAUUGUUGCAAAUGUAUUAAAAAUAAGAAACUGAAAUAUCACAUUACUCAGUACUUUGUUGAAGCACCUUUGGCAGCGAUUACAAAAGCAUACCCACAAAACAUACAGGUUGGUUUCCACCAUUUUAGCUACUAGGCUACAGUUGAAGUAUGAAGUUUACAUACACUUAGGUUGGAGUCAUUUAAACUUGUUUUUCAUCCCCUCCACAAAUUUAUUGUUAACAAACUAUAGUUUUGGCAAGUCAGUUAGGACAUCUACUUUGUGCAUGACAAGUAAUUUUUCCAACAAUUGUUGACAUACAGAUUAUUUCACUUAUAAUUCACUGUAUCACAAUUCCAGUGGGUCAGAAGUUUACAUACACUAAGUUGACUGUGCCUUUAAACAGCUUGGAAAAUUCCAGAAAAUUAUGUCAAGGCUUUAGAAGCUUCUGAUAGGCUAAUUGACAUAAUUUGAGUCAAUUGGAGGUGUACAUGUGGACGUACUUCAAGGCCUACCUUCAAACUCAGUGCCUCUUUGCUUGACAUCAUGGGAAAAUCAAAAGAAAUCAGCCAAGACCUCAGAAAAAAAUUGUAGACCUCCACAAGUCUGGUUCAUCCUUGGGAGCAAUUUUCAAACGCCUGAAGGUACCACGUUCAUCUGUACAAACAAUAGUACGCAAGUAUAAACACCAUGGGACCACGCAGCCAUCAUACCACUCAGGAAGGAGACGCGUUCUAUCUCCUAGAGAUGAACGUACUUUGGUGCGAAAGUGCAAAUCUAUCCCAGAACAACAGCAAAGGACCUUGUGAAGAUGCUGGAGGAAACAGGUACAAAAGUAUCUAUAUCCACAGUAAAACUAGUCCUAUAUCGACAUAACCUGAAAGGCCGCUCAGCAAGGAAGAAGCCACUGCUCCAAAACCACCAUAAAAAAGCCAGACUACGGUUUGCAACUGCACAUGGGGACAAAGAUCAUACUUUUUGGAGAAAUGUCCUCUGGUCUGAUUAAACAAAAAUAGAACUGUUUGGCCAUAAUGACCAUUGUUAUGUUUGGAGGAAAAAGGGGAAGGCUUGCAAGCCGAAGAACACCAUCCCAACCGUGAAGCACGGGGGUGGCAGCAUCAUGCUGUGGGGGUGCUUUGCUGCAGGAGGGACUGGUGCACUUCACAAAAUAGAUGUCAUCAUGAGGAAGGAAAAUGAUGUGGAUAUAUUGAAGCAACAUCUCAAGACAUCUGUCAGGAAGUUAAAGCUUGGUCGCAAAUGGGUCUUCCAAAUGGACAAUGACCCCAAGCAUACUUCCAAAGUUGUGGCAAAAUGGCUUAAGGACAACAAAGUCAAGGUAUUGGAGUGGCCAUCACAAAGCCCUGACCUCAAUCCUAUAGAAAAUGUGUGGGCAGAACUGAAAAAGCGUGUGCGAGCAAGGAGUCCUACAAACCUGACUCAGUUACACCAGCUCUGUCAGGAGGAAUGGGCCAAAAUUCACCCAAUUUAUUGUGGGAAGCUUGUGGAAGGCUACCCGAAACAUUUGACCCAAGUUAAACAAUUUAAAGGCAAUGCUACCAAAUACUAAUUGACCCACUGGGAAUGUGAUGAAAUAAAUAAAAGCUGAAAAAAAUCAUUCUCUCUACUAUUAUUCUGACAUUUCACAUUCUUAAAAUAAAGUGGGGAUCCUAACUGACCUAAAACAGGGAAUUUUUACUAGGAUUAAAUAUCAGGAAUUGUGAAAAACUGAGUUUAAAUGUAUUUGGCUAAGGUGUUUGUAAACUUCCGACUUCAACUGUAUACACUCAUCCACACAGAUAUACACUCAUCCACACAGAUAUACACUCAUCCACACACACAGCUACCAGACUCUGUUAUUGCUAAAUACUGCAAAAACACUUGCGACCAAUCCCCCCUUCCCCAAAACACGUGUAAAUAUUGGACUGUAAAUUGUGCCUUCCUGUAUUAUACUGAUGCUAACAUGUUUAUUCUAUUCUACUGAGCCAUUUACUUUAUGUUCAUAUUCUUAUCUUUUAUUAUUUCUUAUUGUUGUUGCAUUGUCGAGAAGGAACCUGCAAGUAAGCAUUUAAUUGGACGGUGUAUGCAGUGUGUAUCCUGAACAUACGACUAAUAAAACUUGAAACUUGAAAACAUUUCUAUAGCGCUUUUCCAGAGCUCAAAGAGCUUUACAUAGUAAGGGGGGGAAACUCACCUCUUGCACCACUAAUGUGUAGCAGCACCCUAGGGUGAUGCACAGCUCACCACACAUCAGCUAGCAUGGUGGAGAGUUGAGGAGCUACUAAAUGUUCUGUGUACUUUUCUCUUACAGGCCUUGUUGAGAUCAAAGUACCAGAAGGCCCGGUAAAAUAUGGUUCUACCCAGACAAUAUUCUGCCAAACCAAGGAGGACAUGAACCCAAUUAAAUGGGCUUUGACAAGCAGUCAAAAUAAAACAAAUGACGUUACAACAGGUACUGAGUCUACGGUGACACCCACGAGUAGGAACUUCACAGUUGUCCUCAGACAGGCAUCGGAGGUCUGGGAAGGUAUGUGUUAUCUGUUAUUUGUAUGGUGUAGUAGAAGAUGAUAGGACAGGUCACAGGGCCAAUUAGACAGCGGUUGUGUCCCAAAUGGCACCCUAUUCCCUAUAGGCACAUGUCAAAAGUAGUGCACUAUAUAAGGAAAAGGGCGCUAUUUGGGACACAUUCAUUAUUUGCAAUUAUGCAUGGAAUUUCAUAUUUUUUCUCUGUGCUGAAAGGUCUGUGCAGAUAUAGGCCUACAGUUUGUGAAUUGGAGUUCGUUGGGUGAAUUGCACUUUUAUGAUGAGCGAGUUGGCUGAGGACUUGUGCUAGCUCCCAGAACUAAUGCCUAGGCUUUAGGUCAGUGGGCUAACGUGGUCUUGAGUCACGCAGACUAACUCAUUGUAAGCAAAACAGUAAAAACACAUUUUAUAUUUUCUUUUCUUUUAACUGCAGGGCUGUACAUGUGUGUCUUCAAUCCAAAAUCAUCCAACGUGACCAUAAAACACAAAGCCAGUGCCACACUAGACAUAGCGCUACUGCCACAAAUUGAUAUUAGUAGCACGCCCCAAUUUCCAGACUGCUCCAUGGUACAAAAUGAAGACACUAGAAUCCUUGUCACAGUUCAAUGUGAAAUUAAUAAUAUCGCUGAAAACUAUCAAGUGACAUGGAGUACGACCCACACUGAAAGUCCAUUAAAUAAUCGAACAGGUAAUUUUCUUCCCUUCAUGGUCUUCACACGUUAAUACACUAUGUUUUAGACUAUGUUAUAACAGUUGCUAUUAAAAUGAAAUUAGGAGCAAAGUUAACACAUUUGACAGUUAAAUCUUGUAAUUUAUCCCUCCACAGAUGUUACCAGUAACAGCAUAAUUUACAGGAUUGAUACGACUGUUAGCUGCAGAGAUUCAGAAAAGCCAACUGUAACAUGUACAUUUAUGAACAUCCUGUCCCAAGAGAGAAAUGCCACUGUCAAUAUCCCCGUUAUCUACCGUAGGUUUUCAGUACCAUUACCCAGCAUGCACAGUGUAUUCUCCCAUAUGAACAAUGAUGCUCUAAAAUGGUACAGUAACAUUCAGCAGCAUGCCCAAAUCUUUUUGGAAUGGGUAACAAAUGCAAGCAUAAUUUCAGUGAAAUCAAAGAUAAAUAUACUGAACAAAAAUAUAAACGCAACAUGCAACAAUCUCACGAUUUUACUGAGUUACAGUAAACUAUGGAUUUCACAUGACUGGGCAGGGUCGCAGCCAUGGGUGGGCCUGGGAGGGCAUCAGAAUGAGUUUUUCCCCACAAAAGGGCUUUAUUACAGACAGAAAUACUCCUCCGUUUCAUCAGCGGUCCGGGUGGCUGGUCUCAUACGAUCCCGCAGGUGAAGAAGCCGGAUGUGGAGGUCCUGGGCUGGCGUGCUUAGACGUGGUCUGCGGUUGUGAGGCCGGUUGGACGUACUGCCAAAUUCUCUAAAACGACGUUGGAGGUGGCUUUUGGUAGAGAAAUGAACAUUCAAUUCUCUGGCAUCAGCUCUGGUGGACAUUCCUGCAGUCAGCAUGCCAAUUGCACGCUCCCUAAAAACUUGAGACAUCUGUGGCAUUGUGUUGUGUGACAAAACUGCACAUUUUAGAGUGGCCUUUUUUUGUCCCCAGCACAAGGUGCACCUGUGUGUAAUGAUCAUGCUGUUUAAUCAGCUUCUUGAUAUGCCACACCUGUCAGAUGGAUGGAUUAUCUUGGCAAAGGAGAAAUGUUCACUAACAGGGAUGUAAACAAAUUUGUACACAAAAUUUGACAGAAAAAAAGCUUUUGUGCGUAUGGAAAAAUUCUGGGAUCUUUUAUUUCAGCUCAUGAAACAUGGGACCAACACUUUACAUGUUGCCUUUAUAUUUUUGUUCAGUCUAGUUUUUUGUAUUUUUUUGUAUUCUUGGGCGAGUUCCAGGACGACUUCACUACAGACGUUGCAUUGUAUCAAACAUGGGUUGUGCGACAUGUCAUCGACUUCAGUCGGGCAUCAGAUUGCUAUGUCCAUCCAUCCAGCUAGGUUAUCAUCCUAUCCAGCUAGGUUAUCAUCUUAUCCAGCUAGGUUAUCAUCCUAUCCAGGCGUUGUGAGAUCUGGCAGGCGACUUCUGUCUUGACAAACAUUCCACUCUAUUUCUUGUUCAUCUAACUGGUGAAAAAAUGGUAAAGAUGUCUUGAAUGUCUAUUUCUUACUUAUUGUCAAAGAUUGUUGUUUAUUUCCACAGAGAAUUCAAAUUCUUGUAAAGCUGAUGGUGACUGGCCAAAAGCAAAGGCUGAAUUUCAGGCAGUGCUGAAGUGUAAAGAUGGUAUUGGAAAAAGAAAGAGACUGUGUUUGAAUAAUCGAUAUUGGAAUGAUGAAAUAUCGAACUGUGUAAAUGUAGAUCUACAUGAUAUCCUAAUGGAUUCACAGGUAUUACAACUCUAAUCAUUUUUUAAAGGGGCAAUCUGGGAUUAGUACAUCUGUUUCUGGACAUUUAAAUGAAUGAUAUAUCAUGGGUCGUUCCACGAAAAGAGCCUUCCAUCACCAUCCCCCCUUUGAUAUUUUAAGUAGAAAUUGUGCACCAAUAUUGAAUUUUAAAAGCCUGUUAUAUUAAAUGAAGUGCACUUUAAUAUAGACAUUUUUUUGUCAUUUUAGCAGACGCUCUUAUCCAGAGCGACUUACAGGAGCAAUCAGGGUUAAGUGCCUUGCUCAAGGGCACAUCUACAGAUUUUUCACCUAGUCGACUCGGGGAUUAGAACCAGCGACCUUUCGGUUACUGGCACAACGCUCUUAACCACUAAGCUACCUGCCGCCCCAUGAAUAAUUAUAUAAAUCUGAUUUUUAAUAUGCAUAAAAACUUGCUAAAGUGACAAUUCUGCAUCCCUCCGCACAACCUCUUUGCCUUCUAGGAAGAUGUUAACACUUUAAACAGCUGGACCUCACUACCCCCUUAUUACGUCAACGAGCAGCCAUUUUGACUGCAAUGUUCUAACAGUCUAAUAAAUACAUUUCAUAUAUGCUAUCAGAAAUGUUUUCCUUUGGUUGUGUUUAUGAAGGUAUUGGGUAACAUUAGAAUAUGAAGAAAAAAAAUAGUAUACAUUUUUUUUAGCAUUUUCAUUAGUUUAUGUUACUGUAAGCGAUCUGCUGCAGCGUGCUCAUGUGUGGAGCACAAAGGAACAGAGGUUAUUCUUGGAAUAAGUUAUAUUUUGAACUAGAGCUCAUCGCUUACAUUUUAAGAGUUAUUUGGCAAAGGGAAGUGUUUUGGAAACCUCAGAAUCUGUUCUCUGAUAGUAUACUACUUUACUAUUUGAAAAAGUCACUUCAAACUGCUUAUAACACAAAUUAUGUUUGUGAUAUUGAAAAAUCAAAUAUCAUAAGUGUUAAAUAUACUUAUUUAGGAAAAGUCAAGGACGGAGGGGGGCUUGACUUUAAAAAUUGCAGACAUAUUUCCAUUUUAAAUUCAUAUGCAGUCAAAAUGACUGGAUCGGCGGUUCUAGUGUUAAUCCACAUCACACCACAAUGUCUCCAUGUUUUCACCAUCAUUGUAAAGCCCUAGUUAUUUUGUUGCUUUCUGAAGAUUAUUGUUUAUUUAUUUAUAGAUAAGAAAGGCUAGAAAAGUUUUUUUGUGAAUAAUUAAAUUGCCACUCCCUGUUGUCAAAAGGGGAUUGAUUUAUGGCUGAUUUAAGAUGAAAUCGUCAACACUGUUAUGGUCAACCCUGUUAUGGUCAACUCUUACUUUAUUUGGCACUGAUUAGGCACUUACUAUAGGUCUUUGUUUUAAGUGUUGAGAUGGGAAAACUUUUUUUUUCUGGAAGUUGAACAUGUGCUCUUUAUGACAGAAUGUUAAAAUUAGGUGAAAUCAAAGUUAGACUUCUCAAAAGGCACCGAACUGGUGGGUCGACCCAUAGAGCCAUUCAUUAUAGAAUAAUUGAACUUAAAUGACUCAUGAGCUUAGUCCAACUGUUGUACGCAAAAUAUAAGCUUGUUCUUUAUUCCAUUGUUUGUAAACAAUGUAUUUGUAAACAAACACUAGCUUCAAAACAUGGUUAAAACUGUAAUUUUGAUCUUAUUCAGAGUGGUUACAUUUCUCCAUCACCAUCCCUCAGCUGUUUCCCAAAACAGGUGGCGGGGUGCCCGUGUUGUCAUUUAAAUUACUUUUUGUUAUUAUAAUGCAUAAUGACAUAAAUUUGCCACUGCUCUAAACUGUCGUCUUUUAAAUGCAUUUUCCUUCUGUCAUUACAGAACCUUGCAAUAGGACUUGGGUCAGUUGAAAAAAAUGCUGGGGACAUAUUUUCACGUCUGAACUCUUCCACCUUUACCCCCAAUUCCAUCAACACUUAUGCUAAUAUAAAUGCUUCCGUGUCCAUUCUCUCCACCAUGUACAAUGUAAUCAAUGCAUCUCAAAACAAUUACACACUGAAUGACGCUCAAUUAAAAGUAAGUAUCAUCCAAAAUCAUCUUUACCAGAAUGUUAUCUAUCUGUUCUUCAGUAUGUAUUAUUUAUAAUAACAAAAGAUUAAGUAAACAUUAAAAAAAAAAAAAAAUUAAAUUGACUAAAAUAUGAAUCCCCCCAACCCCCUCUUUCAGGAUGCCCUAUCAUCAUCCAGCAAUCUUUUGGAUGGCGCUCUUAAAACGUCAUGGGACAUAUCCAUCUGACAUUGACAACACAUCCAUGGCUGAAAGAUAUCUGCUUUCUGUUGAGGGCCUGGUUAAACAGUCAGAUGUCCAGAAUAUAACAUACCAACACACAAACGUAGAGUUGAAUGGCUGUAAGCCGGAGACACCUUGUGAGAACAAAGUUUUCAACGUCACCGUAAUCAUGAAGACUAGCUCCAAUUUGGUUAAAACUAUAGGUUUUAAAUCUCUCAGUGAAUACCUACCACAGAAGGAACAAAAAGACUCUAAACCAAACAGCAUCGUGGUGUCCACUACCAUUGGUAAAGGAUCUGGAGCGAUCUCAAUAGACUUCCAGUUGAUCAAUAAAAGACCCCGCAACCACAUGAUACAGUGUGUAUAUUGGGAUUUUACGAAACACCAAUGGUCUGAUAAAGGUUGUAAAUGGGGUGGUCCUGAUAACGAAAACCAUUGCGAAUGCAACCACUUAUCCUCGUUCACCACCCUCAUGUCAAAGAACCCCAGAGAUUAUUCCCUAUAUGAAUGAGAUAACCUAUGCGGGCUUGGCCGUCUCAAUUGUCUCACUUCUUUGCUGUCUGGUGAUAGAAUGUCUUGUGUGGAAAUCUGUUGUCAAGUCUAGCGUCUCAUAUUGUCGCCACACAGCCCACAUUAACAUCUGCCUGUGUUUACUGAUAGCCGACUGCAGCUUUCUCGCCUCCGCUUUUCCCGACAAGAUCCCAAAAAUUGGUGUCAGAUCUUUGUGGUAGUUAAGCAUUUCUGCUACCUGGCCAUGUUCUUCUGGAUGUUGUGCCUGAGUAUCAUGGUUCUCCAUCAGAUGAUAUUUAUGUUCCAUCAGAUGAGCAAGAAGGUUUGCUUGGGCGUGUGCUUUUUCGUCGGCUAUUGCUGUCCACUGUUAAUAGUUUUCAUUACAUUUAUCACCUACAAUAGUGGCGAGGAGAACUUAUACUAUACCUCUGACACGUGUUGGUUGGUUUAUAAUGGGUUUUUAAAGGGCUCGAUCUUCACGUUCAUUCUGCCUGUCGGUACUAUUGUGGUAAUCAAUGUGUUCUGCAUGAUAGUGGUUAUCAUGAGGCUCUUGAGACCAAGUAUUGAGGUCAACACUAAGGAUGAAAAAGAAGUGGUCAAAGGUAUCCUAAAAGCGAUUGUCCUCCUAACCCCAAUCUUUGGAGGGACAUGGAUUUUUGGAUUUUUUGUUUUGGUGUUUGACAUCACCAAAGGACCUACUAGCCUACCUGGUGAACUAUGCCUUCCUUCUGCUGAACGCAUUCCAGGUAUGACUGAGAUCAGGGUUGGGUCAAUUCCAUUUCAAUUCAGUUAGAGUGAAUUGGAAGGGAAUUGAACCCAUCAUUGACUAAGAUACAAUUGUCUUUUCCCUCUUCAGGUCACAUGGUUUUAAUGUCGUUUUUUUAUACUCUUACAGGGUCUCUUCAUUCUACUCACCACAUAUUUUGGAGAAAAAACGGUAAGCUACUUAAAGGUCCAAUACAGCUGUUUUAUCUAAAUAUCAAAUCAUUUCUGGGUAACAAUGAAGUACCUUACUGUGAUUGUUUUAAAUUAAAAUGGUCAAAAAUAAACAAAUUGCUUCUUAGCAAAGAGCAAUUUCUCAAGCAAUAAUUUUUCUAUUUCUGACUGGGAGUGGUCUGAGUGGGGAGGGGAAAACUGAAAACUAACUGUUAUUGGCAGAGGACUCUACAAGGUGUCGAAAGCCUUCCAUAGGAAUGCUGGCCCAUGUUGACUCCAAUGCUUCCCACAGUUGUGUCAAAUUGGCUGGAUGUCCUUUGGGUGGUAGACCGUACUUGAUACACAUUGGAAACUGUUGAGCGUGAAAAACUCAGCAGCGUUGCAGUUCUUGACACAUUCAAACCAGCAAGCCUGGCACCUACUACCAUACCUCGUUCAAAGGCACUUAAAUAUUUUGUGUUGCCCAUUCACCCUCUGAAUGGCACAGAUACACAAUCCAUGUCUCAAUUGUCUCAAGGCUUCAAAAUCAAUUUUUGACCUGUCUCCUCCCCUUCAUCUACACUGAUUGAAGUGAAUUUGACAAGUGACAUUAAUAAGGGAUCAUAGCUUUCACCUGGAUUCACCUGGUCAGUCUGUCAUGGAAAGAGCAGGUGUUCCUAAUGUUUUGUACACUCAGUGUCUAUAAAACACAAGACGAUCACUCUUUUGACUGCACUGGGCCUUUAAACAAAAUAACACGUUUGAUCCUGCAAUGUGCAAUACCUGUUGUCUGAUGACUCAUACUGAAUUUAAUUCCACUGCUCCAUCAGUUACAUACAUUCAGUCUGAAAAUGUAAUCCUAGAAGUCUUUCGUGUGGUGAUGUCAAAGUGAGGGGCAUUGUAACCAAUUCAACUAUCAAAGCCAAUUAAGUGAUUCAUGGCUCUGGCCCAACCCAUCGGUUUCUGGGACCAAUCAUAAGGGUUUGAAUGUUUUCGCAUUCCAGAAGUAAAUCGGGGCUACCUUCAGUAAAUUGGGGCUACGUACUGAAACAUUUAAUUAAACGGAAAUGGAGCCGUUCUGAAUGACUAGUUGAAAACCGGGGAGGUGUUGGGUUGUGGGUUGGGAAACGCUAUCGGUUGGGAAACGCUGUCAGCAUGGCUGCUGCCCUGUAAAUAUAUCACUUAUUGCUUCAAGCCACACCCCACCACAUCCACCAAAUGGAGAAAACGUACCUCAGUCUGUUCGAGAACAUUUUGGGGAAACGUGUCAUUCGGUACAAACCGUUACGCAACCUAAAAAAAGUUGAAUCUAACUGAAUGCACCCGACUCAUCUUGGAGAAGAAACGUUAGUGGGCGUGUCGUUUGGCCGGAGUGAUGUGGAUGGGUAACCAGGUAACAACAAUACCCGAUGAAUGAGACAAAUAUGUAGCAAAACAAAGACCCAUUUCAAUCUAUUUUUUUAUUCCUUCCAAACAGGUUCGUGUUGCACUACUGAAAUAUUUCAAAAUAAAAGUAAGUUCACAAAUCACAUACAAUUUAUUUAUUGGUCUAAAACAACUGGAUGUAAUGUCAUAGCUAAUUGAUUAUUUAUCCAUUUCGCUCUUCACCAGCAGGUACAAUCAGCAGGGAGUGGAAGUUCCAAACUGGCAUCCACGCUGAAAACGAAAUGAUAUUUUUAAUCCAGUUUGACAAUUCUGUUUCUUUUUUUUUUAGAUACAUUUUAUACCUAUACUGUUUAUUCAUCUAGGCUUAGUUUACAUUUACAUCUAAGUUAAACCCCAUACUAAUCAACUGAAAUUCUGACACGGAGAUAAAGUAUGUGCAGUGUCAUACAAGUAUCAUUGUUAUAAUUGUAGCCUUUUUCUGUUGUAAUAUAGCCUAUGUAGUAGAUGUUUAUGUAAAAUGGUAAAUUACAUAAUAGGAAUUAACAAGUUGGAAAAUGAAUUGCAUAAUAUGUAUAGCCUACACCUGUUGCUAUGAUACGAUAAAACUUUUUGGGGGGGUUAUUUAAGUGUUUAGAACUGUUUUUCAUACUGUAUGGCCAGUGAAAUGUAUGUAAUGUAAUGUCUGUAUUUUUCUGCGAAAUGCAACUAGUGCUUCGUGGUGUAAAACGUAUUUUUUUUUAUUAAAUUGGUUUGAGUAAAUUAUAUUAGCUGUUAUUUGUGUGUGCAAUUUUCCCAAUAAGGUUUUUGUUAACAAGGUGUGGUUUUGCAGUCCUGUUUAGUUCCUCUCUUCUCUGCUCCUCCCAUUCCUUGUCCGUGUCGUCCAGGGGAAAACCUUUCAACACUGCCAUCUGGCGGUAGGCCCUGCACUCUGGCUCUGCACUGAAAUAUGAUGCAGACAAUCACAUUAAGUAACCUACUGCACAUCACACACAUAGGCUUGCAUCCCAAUGUUACCCUAUUCCUUACAAAGUUCACUACUUUUGACCAGAGCCCUGGGAAGGGAUUAGGGUUCAAUUUGGGAAUCUAUAAUGAUGGCCGUGUCCGAAAUUUGGUCUUGCUUACUAGGCUACUGACUAAAACUGCAUGUGUACUAAUCAUACUACAUACAAUUUAGAACAUUACAUACGGUUUAGUAAACAUUUAUGCAGUAAGCAACAAAUAUUAACAUAGGCUACUAUACUCACUCACCCUUACUGAGAAUGCAUAAUCUAAUGCACAAUUGUGUUGCUUCCUGCCAUUCGUUAAUUUUGGUACAGCACGUCCCCUUAUGCCACAUUCAAAACAACUGGGAACUGGGAAAUCUCUGACUACCGACUUCAGUGCAUACAAGAAGAGACAACUGGGAACAGGAGAAAAAAAAACGAGUUCCGACUGGGAAAAAUCAUUUUGAACAGUCAUCCAACUCGGAGUUCCAAGUCGGCAACUCGGGCCUCUUUCUAGAGCUCCGACCUGAAGAUCACUGAUGUCAUGAUUUGACCUAGUUUUUUCCCGCAUUGUAUUGAAAGCAUCAUUACUUCAUCUGAUUAUCAGCUGCAAUAAAUACAUUUUAAAAAAAUCCCCAUCAAAAUCCAUCUGUUAAGCUAGAGAUAUGUUUUUUGUAUGGGCUGUCUCUCAAUCCACGGUAUCCGCCACUUUAAUGUCUAUGAUCCACCAAUGUCGGCCUUCCGCAUCUGUGGUGGAAGGUGGCAGAGCCACAGCGGUGUUAGUCAGACCAGGAGACAUCCUGAAAAUGUAUCUUCUCACGAAAACGUCUGUAGCGUCCGAGCGGUUUGGGCUACACACUAUUGUGACCCCACAAGUGUCACGGGACUCGUCUGAAAGUAACCCGGUACUGAGCUGAAAAAAAUGAAUGGAAGUUGGUUAAAAGUCAUGGGAAGUCAUCAAAAAGUAAUGAAAUUCCAUCUGUCAAAAUGUGUGUGUAUGAACCCUUAACAGAGAAUAAUCUGGUGUCUCUAUAGCAUAAUGUCAUUUGGGAAUUUCUGUGAACAUAGUCUAAUGGAUCGACUUGAAAAAAGACAGCUCCUGCAACUCUUUCAUCCCAAGUCAAGCGCUGGAAUUGAAGGAAAGCUGGCGGGUACACAGUUCGAAUGCUGGAAUUAUUUUGGAUGAACAUGCGAAGGUAACCUACUUUUUGAAGUGAAUUGUUUGACAAUCAGAUGAAAACAUCAUGACUGGUUCUGUUUACGGCACAUGAAAAGGUAAUACAUUUUAAGGGGGGGGGGCUCAGACUGGCCUCUGUCUGGGGACUCCAAAUCACUAGUCCGCCCCUGACUAGAUGCAAAGCCAAAAUUAGUAUGACAUCCUGGCAAUUAAAGAAUAGCCUACUUAAUUUUCCACAUUUUUACUAUUCACAUUUUUUCGCAUUCCCAAAAUGACUACUAUUAACAACGCAAGUAGGCCUAUGGGUUUUCGGAUACGGCCAUUGAUCCCCUCAGACAUCAUUCAAAUAAAGCAGUGAAUCCAUCAUCUAUCAGCAGUGAAUCUUUCAUAUUAUUGUGCAUGAUGCAGAAAUAAAUAAUCACAUGAAUUACGUCACACAUAUCCCCUCAGACGUAAUAGAAAUGAAGUUGUGGAGCAGUGGUGUUUACUGUACUUUGAAAGAGAAGAGAACAUGAGAGAAAAUUAGAGUUCUCACUUUUAAACUAGACUUAAAGAAGUCUGGCAAGAGGGGACGUUAUUCUUAUAUCAAUCACAAUUCAUUACCCAAAUGUUUAGUAGACUAGAAUACAUUAACCACAACAGUGAAGUAUGUGUGUGUGUGUGUUUGAGCAGAGUAAAAUAAAAAUAUAAAAAUCACCGAAAUGGGAUAAAUAUAAUACUAUAAAUAUACAAAACACAGUUGUGUAAAGUACUUAAGUAAAAUACUUUAAAGUAUUACUUCAGCAGUUUUUUUGGAGUAUCUGUACUUUACUAUUUAUAUUUUUGGCAACUUUUACUCCACUACAUUCCUAAAGAAAAUAAUGUACUUUUUACUCCAUACAUUUUCCUCGUACUCGUUACAUUUUGAAUGCUUAGCAAGACAGGAAAAUGGUCCACUCACACACUUAUCAAGAGAACAUCCCUGAUCAUCCCUACUUCCUUUGAUCUGGCAGACUCACUAAACACAAAUGCUUCGUUUGUAAAUUAUGUCUGUGUGUUGUAGUGUGGCCCUGGCUAUCUGUGGUUUGCUUAAUAUAAGCAAUUUGAAAUGAUUUAUACAUUUACUUUUGAUACUUAAGUAUAUUUAAAACCAAAUACUUUUAGACUUUUACUCACAUAGUAGUUGCUUUUACUUUAGUCCUUUUCUGUUAAGGUAUCUUUACUUUUACUCAAGUAUGACAAUUGGGUACUUUUUCCACCACUGACAAGACAUACCUUUCAAGAAAUCGAACACAGUCACUAUGUCCAUAGACUUCUGCUAUUCUGACUGGUUUGUCCCCAGAGAAGUCUUCUUUGUCUAUGGGGGUGUGUAGUGAGUGGAGCAGGCGCAGCACCCCAAGUCUCCCAGCCUCGGCUGCAAAGUGGGCAGGUGUCCAUCCACUAUCAGUUCUCAGGCAGGCUCUGGCUCCGUGCUCCACCAGAAUCCUAACAGUCUCGGUCUGUCCUGGGAAACAGGGACUAAAUGUGACAACAUAUUUUUAAAAAACUAAACACAAGAAAGAGAGCCUCCUAAUGCAGUUCAUAAUAAGCAUGAUUUGACAAAUUUUGAGUCCCAAAUGGUACCCUAUUCCCUAUAUAGUGCACUAAUUUGGUCAAAGUAAGUGCACUAUAUAGGGAACCAUUUGGGAUGUACCCUAAGUGUUAUGAUAGUGGGCAUACUGUAGGUUGUCACAGACAGACAAAUAUUUAAUGUUCUGUAGGCAAAAGUUGCAAAUAAACAUUUUAUUUGACAUUUUAUUUAUUUAGCAGACACUCUUAUCCAGAGCAACUUACAGUAGCGAGUGCAUUCAUUUUAAUACUUUUUUUUCGUACUGAUCCCCUGUGGGAAUCGAACCACAAUGCUCUACCAACUGAGCUACAUGAGACAAACACAACCGACGUGAUUCCUUAUUCUACAUGUCAGAGAGGCAUGUUUGUUCUAUAAACCAGUACAUCAUGUUUGUUCUAUAAUAUAUUUAUAUCUGAACGUUUCAUAACAUUAUACCCUGCUGAAUGCAGCCCUCUUGUUUAAUGGACACAAACCUUCUAAAGACGACUACCUUUGGCUGCAGCCCAGUGAAGCGGUGUCUUGUAGUUCCAGUCUAUGUCUCUAUGAUUGGGGUUACAUUUCUUCUUCUUCUUCUUCAGAAUCUCCUCCACUAGAUCAAAGUCUCCAGCAGCAGCUGCUUGGUGCAACUCUGUCAUUUCUAACAUGAUUGGAAAAAAGGAGGUUGCCAAGCAACAUUCAA